Knipowitschia caucasica is the source of this 336-nucleotide messenger RNA. Lineage: Eukaryota; Metazoa; Chordata; Actinopteri; Gobiiformes; Gobiidae. The record is from the annotation of a GenBank genome assembly.
AUGCAAAGGGCUGCAUGCGUGCGUGGGAGCAACACUGCGCUGUGGAGGAGCCUAUGGCGAGCUGGAGGCUGCAUCUAUGCGCUGCUGGAUGGACAUUACACCGCUUUUCACUCGGACUUCAGCGGAGGUGGCGGACGCGGAGAGUCCCAACUUGAGAGAUGCCAGCGCUGUAUCGGAGGAAUGCUCUUUUGUCGUUCGCAGGGGGUGGAGUUAGACAUUGAACGAGAGCUGCCUACCAAACAGACAGAGGCGAGAGAGGAGGCAGCUGAAGCCAGUGGGCAGACCUCCUCCACGGUGCCUGCCUGUGCGAUGCUCGUGGCACGCAGACAAUCUUAA